CUGCUGUUAUUAAAGAGACUGGCGAAGAACAUGGAAAAUGGAGAUCACACCUGUGUCGUCAUGAGAGACCAUACAUGUGCAAAAGAGCCCUGAACACAAUUUGUCCCCCUGGAUGGAACAGUUUCUCUGGUAACUGCUACUGGUUUGUGAGCAAUCCCAAUCUUCUGACCACCUGGUAUGAAGCUCAGAGAAAGUGCUUUAACCUGGGAGCUCUUUUGCUAACAAUCAAAAGUGAACAGGAGCAGUUUUAUAUCAACGGUUUUCUGCCAGAUCUGCAACAGGUGGAGGUGCCCGACAUUUGGAUCGGAUUAUCGGAUAAGGAGACAGAUGGCACUUUCCAAUGGGAGGACAAAAAACCAGUCACCUUCCAGAACUGGGCUCCAUCUCAUCCACACAAUACUGCAAACAUGUGGGACUGUGGGCAGAUUUACACCGGAGAUGUUGAAGGAAAGUGGGAAACAACGAGCUGCUUCAGGAACUUGGGAUAUGUCUGCAAAAUGGCUGGAGGCCAUAACAUCAGACCCACCUCAGCCCCAGGGUCGUUCUGUGACACAGGGUAUGUUCUGUUCAAUGAGACAUGUUACCACUUUGAAAGUGAUUUUGUCAAGAACUGGGGAGAAGCUCAAAAGCACUGCAGGGAUGAGAAUGGAGAUUUGGCCAGCUUCCAAAAUCAAGAAACGUUGAGCUUUCUGACUGCGCACAUGUCGAGCUCCUCGUGGGUGGGCCUCAACAAUCUCAACAGCGACAAUCAUUUUGUGUGGUCAGACGGCACUCCAGCGACUUUUAUUCCAUGGGGCCCUGGGCAGCCCGAUAACUGGCAUAAUAAUGAGCACUGCGGGCAAAUGCUAGGCCCUGAAGCUUUUACCCCCGGAUACAUGAACGACCUAAACUGUGCUUCUGGCUAUUCAUUUAUAUGCAAAAAAGGGAAAGGUCAAGGACCACAUCCAACCCCUCCGACAAAUGGCCCAGGGUGGACUGAAAAGUGCGGCUCGUGGGUGUCCAACCCGUUCAAUGAGUUCUGUUACCUGUUCCAGUCGCUUUCGAUGAAGACCUGGGCUGACGCUCGAAGCGACUGCCUGAACCAGAGGGGUGACCUGGUCAGCAUCACAGAGCCCUAUGAGCAGGCAUUCAUCCAAGAUCAGAUUGCAUCGGUCCCAACUGGGGCUUACUUGUGGAUGGGUGGCCACGAUUCUGUGGUUGAGGGGGGCUGGGAAUGGGCUGACAACUCCCCCUUUCGCUACAUCAAUUGGUACGCAGGUAAUCCAGAUGACUACUACGGAGAGGACUGUCUUGACAUUCGAAUAAGAGAUGGGUACUGGAAUGAUGACAACUGCCAGCAUUUGAGGGGAUAUAUUUGUAAACGGCGAGGGAAUAUGCCUCCUGAAGAACACCCACAUGAAGGAUACACAACUGUCCACAUCUGUGAGGGCACCAUUGCCGGAAUCACAUGUCCACACGACAGUGUUAUCAGUGUCCAGGCUGCUAUGUUUGGAAGGAAAAGUGAUAAGAUCUGUCCCUUGGGUUCAGGAGCAUCAAAAACGUGCAUGGUGGAAGGCACUUUGCCUUUGAUCCGGAAAUAUUGUGACAAUCGCAAUUUUUGCAUUCUGUAUGCCUACGCUGAGAAUGACCCCUGCCCUGAAGUAUCGAAAUACCUAGAAGUGGUGUACACCUGUGAGCAAAAUGUGUGCGUGAGAGGACUGGGAAUGGAAGAUGGCACAAUCCCCAGCACGCGACUCUCGGCCUCCUCGUCCUCCAGUAAUCACAGCCCAGACAGUGCCCGCCUGAACGGAAACUCCUGCUGGAUGCCCUCCAGUCCCGCUAAUUCAUGGAUCCAGGUUGAUCUUGGAGAGACUAAGAAGGUGACAGGCAUCGUAAUUCAAGGCUGCCCAGAUGCUGAUCACUGGGUCACAUCAUUCAAGGUGCAAAGCAGCAUGGAUGGCAGGACCUGGCGAGACUAUGUGAAUGAUGGAAAGGGGUUUCCUGGAAGUGUUGACAGCACUACAAAGGAGACACAGCUCUUUGGCACGCCUCUCUCCGUUCAGUACAUCCGGGUCCUGCCGCUGUCCAGCAACACACUGCCUGGACUUCGCAUGGAGCUACUGGGAUGCAAAUCAAACUAUACCGUGACCUGUGGAUCAGUCCCUGCAUAUAGCUUCAUCAGCGAUAGAAAACUGGUCCACUGUCCUGCUGGUUGUGCAUCAGAGCCUUACAAUGUCUUUGGUUCUGGAGUAUACAGAGGUGACUCCAACAUCUGUGCAGCCGCGAUACAUGCGGGAGUGAUCCUCAAUGAGCGCGGGGGAGACUGCACAAUGCUGAGACAGCCAGGACUUUCUCUGUAUCCCGGGAGCAGCAGGAAUGGGAUCACGACCAAACAGUAUAAUGGCAACUUCCCCUACUCCUACAGUUUUGCUGAUGGUGAAAUGAGAUGUGCUGGGCCAGAUUGGCAUGAAUUUGGAGAUUUCUGCUACAAACCGUUCGUUAACGAACUGACCUGGCAGAACGCCCACGAUAGGUGUAAGGCAAUUGGAGCCGAUCUAGUAUCAAUCAUGUCCCUAACAGAGCAGAGCUGGCUGGAGAGUUACCUCUAUUUGGCCACCGGUGAUGUGUGGAUUGGCUUGAAUGACCGCAAGAUAAAUAACUUCUUCACCUGGUCCGACGAUCACCCAGUGAAGUUCACCUACUGGGCAGUUGGGGAGCCCAGCAGCGAAAAUGUGAACUCUGAGCACUGUGUGAAGAUGCUGCGUCAGAGUGGGAGGUGGGCUGAUGUGUCCUGCUCUGAAUUCAAUACCUACAUUUGUAAGAAAGCCAAAGAUCAUUACCCAGCUCCUUCCAUUCCCCCAGCUGUAUAUGGCUGCCAAGAGGGAUGGGAUGCCUAUGGCUACUCUUGCUACUGGUAUGAAGAAGUCCCUAGGAGAUGGUCAGAGGCCAAGAACUUCUGCCACGGCAAAAACAGUAAUCUGCUUCACAUCAUGGACAUAUAUGAGCAGUCCCAUUUCACUGUCAAACUGGCGGGCCUCUCCGGUUUCUGGUGGAUUGGAUUGAGAGCCAGAGGAAACACUACAGGAGGUGUGGAUUAUAUCUGGGAGAGCGGGGCACCAGUGACCUUCACACACUGGGACAGGGGGCAGCCAGGCUAUCAGUGGAGUGAUGGCUCUCCCCUGGGCUACACUAACUGGGGCCCUGGAGAGCCCAACGACCACCAGGGCCGGGAGGACUGCGUGGAGAUGGUCAGCUCCUCCAACGCCACCUCCUGGUGGAACGACCUGAACUGCGACGCUGUCCACAACUGGAUCUGCGUCAUCCCCAAAGGCCGGAAGCCCGAAAGCCCCCCCACGCCGCCACCUCACCAGCCAGCCCCUGAGUGUGGCCCUAAUCCCAAUUGGAUAAGGAGGCCAAAUACUGAUAUCUGCUACUUGUACAAUGACACCCACCACACUGACUUCUACACUGCGUUAGUGGACUGCUACGAACAGGGGGCGCUGCUGGUAUCGAUUGCGGACAAAGAAGAACAGAGCUAUCUAACUAGUGUGGUGGGAACAGGGAAAGCUGACAGUGCCUGGAUUGGACUGAAAGUACUUGGUAUUGCUGGGGAAGAAUACAUGUGGGUGGACUUUUCACCAGUAACUUUUGUCAACUGGGCCAAAGAUGAACCUAAUAAUGCUAACGGAGAAGAACAGUGUGUCCAAAUGAAAAGACAUCCAGGCACCUGGAAUGAUAUGAACUGCGGCAUGCCAGCUGGUGGGUAUGUCUGUAAGAAAUAUGUUGGAAGCCAUCACACACCACCACCUCCAACCCCAGCCUGGCCAGGACACUGCCCGGAGGGGUGGCUGCUCUUCGGAAACAAAUGCUUCCUGUUUAGAGGAAAGCUCCAUGGUGAGGAUGCGCUGAAAGCCAACUGGACCUUUGCUCGCGACUGGUGUAGAGCACAGAAAGGAGACUUGGCAGUCAUUAGUGACCAGUAUGAAAACGACUUUGUGGCCAGUUACCUCCUGGAUAUCGAGAUGUCAGUUUGGAUUGGCUUCUCCGACCUUCAUCACGAGGGCAAGUUCACCUGGUGUGAUGGCAGUCAGGUGACCUACACUAACUGGGCCGGUGGCGAACCCAAUAACAAUGGCGAGAAAGGGGAGCACUGUACCAUGAUGAACCACAACUCGCUGGUGACAGGCCACUGGGUAGAUUCGGAAUGCCAUCUACACGGGGGAUUCGUCUGUUACAUGCGGAAAUCAAGCAGCAUACCUGAACCCCCAGCUCCCAUGAACCCUUGCCCCGCGGGGUACACUAAGUGGAGAAACAACUGCUACAAGCUGGUGGCGGAGCCGAAGAGCUGGGGCAUGGCCCAGGCUGCCUGUGAGGCGGAGCAGGGGAACUUGGCCAGCAUUGACCAGAGCUACGACCAGGCCUUCGUGGCUGGGGCUGUGCUCAGAGGGCGAGGGGAUGCCUGGAUUGGACUCAGUCGCCAGGGGAACAGCACAUACACCUGGACUGAUGGGUGGCCAGUGUUCUUCACACACUGGGGCCCUGGGGAACCCACCAAUCACGAGGGAGACGGCUGUGUCACCAUGAGUGGCUCCUAUUUCUUCCACGGCAGGUGGAAUGACACCGACUGCAACAUCGCGCAACCUUACAUUUGCAAAAUAUCCUCAGAGAAGCCUCCACCAACUCCCGCCCCUGGCGGUGGUAAAUGUCACCUUGGCUGGCACAGUUACGGGCGCUACUGCUAUUGGGUCGACAGUCAAGAGAAAGGGCAAUCCUGGCCAAACGCCAGACAUGUAUGCCAACAGAUGCAUGCAGAGCUGGCCUCUAUCCACAGCAGGGCAGAAGUGGAGUUCCUAAUGAAGCUGAAUUUCACCAAGUAUCACAACCUCUGGAUCGGACUCACCAAGGACAGCUCAUAUGGCUGGGCCUGGACAGACAUGUCACCUCUGGGUUUUAUUAACUGGGCCCCCGGCGAACCCAACGAGCUGUUCCACCCUGGGGGAGGCGGCGUGGAGCAGUGCGUGGAGAUGAACAUAGAGGACGGGAGAUGGAACGACAACAACUGCCUGCAGGAGAGAGGCUUCGUGUGCCGCAGCCUCCAGAAUUUUACUACAGACGGCAAUAGACCUACACAUUCACCCAGCAGCAAUGAUGCAGGAGUAGUCACAGCUGUGGUCAUUGCUGUGAUUCUAGGCAUUGCUCUGAUAGCUGGCAUCCUGUUCUACGUCUUCAAAAUCAAGGGGGUUCAUCUGUCAUUUCCACAUGUCAGCGGCGAGCCCUCUUUUGGCAAUCCUAAUUUCGACAGAUAGAUAACAGGAUUGAGGCUUCCUGGCCACCUGCCUGCAGAAACCCACUGUAAAUUAACAGCAAGGUUACAGUGUUUUGAAACAAAUGACCAAUGAUCAAGGCAUCACAGUAACAUCAUAGAUGCAAGACGCCUUAAUGAUUUGUUUUACACCGACUGUCACUAUAUUGCCCCACUUAAAAAGAUGAUUUAACGGAUGUGAAUUAAAUAUUGAAUUUUUUUAAGCUUUAAGUGAAUAUGCAGCUGUAACUGGGAUAACUUUUUCUACUGCCUAUUGAUAGAGUGCCUUAGUCCGGUGUAUCUACUGUAUUCCUAGUGAAUUGUUUCAGAUAAAGUAUAAACUGUUAAGUAUCAAAAAAUCUUUUGUGAUAAUAAAUUAAUACAUAUUG
Messenger RNA from Lepisosteus oculatus (spotted gar), 5670 nucleotides. Lineage: Eukaryota; Metazoa; Chordata; Actinopteri; Semionotiformes; Lepisosteidae. The record is from RefSeq and is a predicted model, not a curated record.